Molecule: messenger RNA, 9022 nt
Organism: Dreissena polymorpha
Lineage: Eukaryota; Metazoa; Mollusca; Bivalvia; Myida; Dreissenidae
Product: protein KIAA0100-like
Exons: 53
Coding region: 103-6792 (2229 amino acids)
Source: RefSeq, a predicted model, not a curated record
UUGAUCAUGGUUGCCGACAGGUGCCUACUGUGGGUGGAAAUUGACUGAAAUGUGGACAUUUAAGCAAAAUUCAAAACGAGUAGUAACACCAUUUUGAAGAAAAUGACAUUAUCAUCAAUACUUCUGUCCGUAGUGUACACAGUGGUAGGGUUAUGGCUCACUAUGAGAAUAAUAGCAGUGAUUCUGCAGUUCGUAAUACGAAGAAAGACUGGUAUCCUUGUGAAGAUUGCACGAGUUGGGUUUGGAGCCUUUCAUAAGAUUCACAUCAGUGUCAAGCAAGGCCUUCAAGUGGAGAUUGACAAGGUCUGGAUAUCCAGCAGCUAUGUCAAUGACCAGUUCAGACAACCGCUGGUGCUGUGUUUGGGAGAAGUGCGUAUACAGGCCAAUACAAAUGAACCAAUCAGAGAGCGCGCCCAUCCUGCCCCAACCAACAGGAAGGAGGGGGCAUCUGGGGGUGUUCAUGCUCUCUUGAAGUUGGCAACAUACAUACAGCAUUUCGGUAUCCGUAUUGACAGUCUGACUGUGAUGCUGCUGAAAACGAUGAUUGCUGACUGCCUUAUCCAUGUGGAGGGGCAGGGGCUUGGUCUGGAUAUCUCAUGCAUUGAGGACAGCCUUCAAGUGAUCGUCAAUGCUGGAAGUGUGACGUGUCGAGCUCUGCGCAGCGUUGUGCAGACUGACGGGAACCUUCAGGAUAAUAAAGGGCCAUGUUUGGCAGAAAUGUCAUUCAGUUUGUAUGCUGACCUGUGUGUAUACCAAUCCGACAUCACCAAAUUAAAGAGGUCACGGCUGCUGGUAAAGAAGCCACAAAUCAUGUUGACAGAGGGUCUCCUGUCUGGGACUCACUACCUGAAACCUCCCACCAGGCCCCCAGACCCUCAGCAAGAUGUCCUACCUGAUCAUGGUGAUGGAGCCAAUCCUAGAAUAUUCAGUCUGCUGCCACAAGAACUUGGUAUUGAUAUUUCCGAAGUGGAUGUCAAAAUUGUCAGGGAAACAAAACAAAGUACAUUUGAGAGGUCACUGAGUGUUGUUAUCAAGACAUUCCACAUUGAUUUGUUCAAUGAGAUUAAGGGGGAUCACCAAGAAAUAUCGUGUACUCUUUUAAUUGAAGAUUUUAGCACAAAAUCUCAGCAGGCCAGAUUUGCUGAACUUUUGAAAUGGGAAAUAAAAUCUAUGGUGAACCAGACCGAGGUUCGGGCGCGAUGCCAUAUAGAUGGCGCCUACUUCCACUAUCACCAUGACGAGGUGCAGUACUGGCUGCUGGUAAUUUCCCAGUUCACCCAGCAGGGUCACAGGGGUCAGCCAGAGUUAAUCCAGCAGGGUCACAGGGGUGAGGCAGGGAGCAGCAACAGCCUCGCUUAUCUUGGCCCCUCCACCACCCUACAGAGGCAGCAGAGCACCGGUUUGCGCCACUUAGUCAAGACGCGUUUGGUAAUAGCAGACGUGGAGCUCUCAGACAUCUCCACCUCUUUCUCCACUGCAUCCUGCCCUGGACUGGUACUCGGCGUCUGUAAAGUUAUCAUGCAUAUCAUUAUUAAACCAGGAACCAGACAUAUAGAUGUAGACCAGAGCAUGCUGAAGUCGCACAGUGCCUCUGUGGAUUUGGAGUUGAACACGCUCUACUGCACAAACGCAGAGACUAAGACACCCAUAGCUGACCUGGCAGCCAACAAACACUACUGGAAACAUGUGGCUUACCUCACCAGGCUCGUGUUGGAAGUGCACAAAGUAGGUGACGAGUUACGUGUCCAGGGUGAGUCAGACCAUCUGCAUCUUGAGUGGUCCACGGAAACGGUAAACAUCAUCAUUGCCUUGGUGACUGCACUCUCCAAGGCAAAAAUCUCAGCGCCCCGGAAAUUCUCAGAAAGUGCCAUCUUCCUUCAUCGAAAGGAGGCAAUGAAUAUACCUGUAGGGGAUACAAGUCAGCUCAGCAACUUAUCCUUAGUGUUGAAACUGGAUGUCACCAACAUGAACUUAUUCUUGUGCAAUAAUUAUAAUGUGUGCCUGAUGCUCCGUCUGGAUGCCUCCAGUGUUAAGUAUCGUCAUCAGCAGGCCGAUGUCACCAUUGAAGGUACCAAGCUGAAGUACCUUCCCAUGGAAAAUCAGUCACUAAUGCUGUCAAGAUCGGACAACCUGGACCAUCCCGCUGCAAGCCUGAAAGAGAUCCGUAUCAAGUUCAAUGCCUCUGCGCGAGAGGGAUCAGUUCAGUUGGCCAAGGAGCUUGUUGUUGAUUGGACGACAGCAUGCCACAUGUGCAUUAUUCAAGCAAUAGAAGAUGUCACAGAGCUGAAGAAUAAACUUUGGGGUGAGGAAGUGUCUACAAUCAACACCCCUCCUCCACCAGAACCGCCCAGACAGACGAGGGGCGUGUCAAUGUCAUUGAUGAUCAACACAGAGGUCAAGGUCACCAUCCAUCUUUCCUCACAGCACAGUGUUACAUUGAGGACUGACAAUAUUCUGAUGUCUUUGAGUCCACAGGAGCUUGUGACAGAGAUCAACUCGCUCUCCAUCUUCUGUGACGAGGAGAGGAUCUUCCUCUUUGGGGGUUUACUGUUUGGAACACUGCCAGACGUUCAAUUAAGGCAGGAGAGGAAGAACUUCAAAAAUCUCAUUCUCAACACCAAUAGAGCGUGGAAUAUCUCCAUGGAGACAUUGGAUAUCAUAUUUCCUCACAGCUUUGACUUUGCAGAAUGCUUUGAAGAGUUUAUCAACUUCCAAAAGUGGCUGAAGCAGGUUCACCAUUUGAAGAAGAAACCCUUUACUGUGGACAGCAAACUGCCCCCUGAUCUCCUCAUCAAGGUGAAGAAUUUCCGCCUGGAGAUUGGAGACAACCCAUUUGAGGUGAAACUGGGAGACAACUAUGAGCUAAUGAAGGACGAGUACUUAGAGUGUGAGAAACGCAGGAAUGUGCUCGAUCAGAAAGUGCAGACCCUCAAGAAGGGCUAUGGCAUCAUACCAGCUCACAAGAUAGAAGAAGUGUACGCCUCCCUUGACAAGAGCAGCAGUGACAUCUACAUUCAGCGUUCCCGUCAGUUGUACCUGAUAACUCCGCCGCGCUCAAAGCUGUUCACAUGGCUGAUGGAGGACGUGGAGAUAGUGGCCCUAGCCGACACCUCGAUACACGGCAAGGACAAUGUGGUCGCUAACAUGAGAGAUGUAGACCCAGACAGCCCAUAUCCUGAUGAAGGUCUGGAGUUUGUCACACUUUGGUGUCGGUACGUGAAUACCAGUGUGAAAUCCUGGACAUUUCAGUUCCGUGACUACCCGCAACUACCACUGAAAAUUCAGGACAUGAACAUCUGGGGACGGCUAAUAGGAUCUGAAGUUGAGGGGGCAAAGAGAGCCAAGAGGAGCUGUGUUGUAGAGGUGGCUGAACCCUGGGGCAACAUGACUGUCCUGAGGAAUCUGCCUGCCUUGAAGUUUACACAUGACUUUAGUGCUGAUGUGGAGUCAUUCGAGAUGGCGUACGGGGCCUGUUGGGAACCGGUGACCGCUGAGUACAACCUGGCCCUGGACCUGAUCAACAAGCCCUCGGUCGAUCCCUCGAGUCCCCUGCCCUGGUGGGACAAGAUACGUCUGCUGCUGCAUGGGCGCCUUACAAUGACAGUGCUGCGUAUGAGCUGGCUGUACCAUGCCUCACUGGACCCAUACAACACGACAGAGCUCAUGGACUGGACCUGGUCUGACCUUGUGCUGGACUGGACCAACAUGAAGUUCCUGUUGAAAGGCAACCUAGAUAUCUACGCAAGGACGGCCUCCAAGUAUGAUGACUGCAAACUUCUCCACUUGCCUAACCUUAAGUUCUGUGCCAAGAUUGACUGGUUAUCACUUGGGGAUCCCAAUGACCACCAUCUUGUGAUGCCGUGUGCUCCUGACAAGGUCCCAGAAUUCUCUCUGGAGGAGCACGAUUCGUUCAGGGCCUUUAGAUCUCAGAAUUUGAACCUCAGUAUCACCUUAGAAACCUCCAAGAAGAAGGACCCGAGGGGAGAUAAACCCUCCGGCCUGUUCUACUCAAGCACCCUGAGGUUCAUGGAGAAGAUUGGGCAAUGCUUGGCAAGCAUAACUCGGCCAAUACGUCGUGGGAAGCUCUUCCAGAACACCAAGGCAAGGAAACCCAUGCUGAGUCGCCACUACAAGUACGCUCAACUCUCCGUCAAUUUCCAUCAGUUCGACGUGGACUACUGGAUGUCAUUCUCGCGUCAACAUGGUGCAAAAUUCAGCGGGAACUCCUUCGUGCUUGAAUUGAGGAAUGAGUUGUCGCUGCACCCUGUUGAGGAUGGGUUGUAUCAUCGGCCGCAGGCUGACUGGAGUGUGAUCUACCUGAACUGUCUCCUUUCUGGAACAAAGAUCUGGCUCUGCAGUUCUCAGGAAAGGCACGAGGAUGAGCUGGACCAAUCAUCUGCUGGUCGGCCUGUUACGAACAGUUUCUUCCUUAGUGUGUCCAAGGUUUCCUAUCAACGAUCCUCAUCUGACCACAAUGAAAUCCCAGACGUGCAGUCAUCAAAGACUCCCACCCAUAACCUGCAGGUGUACGAGAUGCGUGGUUCAUGGAACAAGGAGAAUCGUACAGUACUGGUUGGCCUCUAUGACAGCUACAUGAAGGUGCAGUCUCUCAAGCGGAACCUGUCUGCAGAGGCCCUCAAGGGGUUCAAAGUUGAAGGCGGAGCAAACAUGUCCAUGAAGCAGCCUCACCGUGGUUCGAGCCUGCACCUGGAUGACUCUGAGCUGACCUCCCCCAGCCCGUCCUCCAAGAUGCAGGCUGGCCACGCACACUCCAUGCUCAUGAAGCUUGUGGCCGAGUCAGACAGCAAGUCAGUGGCAUUCACAGAAGAGCCGUCCAGUGCCAACAUGGAUCAGCUACACGGGAUAGCAGCCUGUCAGGGGGACGACAUUGUACAGAAAAACUGGCACAUUGAGCUGCACAACAGCCAGAUAAUUGUGAAGGGUUGCGAGACCCAGGGGUUCCUGAUUGUGGCCGCUGCCAAGGCCAAGGUUCUCUCAUGUACGCACACACCGGUCUGGGUGCGUGACAACCAGCUGCGCAGUAAGAACACCUGGUCUGGAUCUCUAGAGUGUAUGCAGUACUAUGCAACGGUUGACCCAGGUCCUGAGUUGACAGAAGACAACAUCCCGUGGUUGUCAAAGACGCACGUUGAAGACCGGUCAGAACCAGAUCCUUCUAGUCUACAGGAAAUGGCUGGCUCUGGUCACAGUGUUGGCGGUAUUGUCAACACUAGCUACAGCGGGGCUCAUAAACACCAGACCAUUCAAAUGCAGAGGAUCAUCUCCAGAUGCAAAUGUCAGUUCUUCUAUGUGAACUACGGCGAGGCUGAUCCACUUCUUAUGCAGGAGGUGCCUCCUCCGCCCCAGGACGACUCAGAUAUGAUGCAACGAGAUGGAGGCGUGGACACAUUCACACUUCUACACCAUGAUCUCAAUGUCUGUACCAACCAUCUGCAGUACAAUAUGAUACUGGACAUAGUCAACAAUCUCCUACUGCAUGUGGAACUCAAGAAAAAGGAAGUGACAGAGAAGCUCCAGAGCAUGAGGUUCCAACUGCAGCUCUCCAGAGUGGAGGACCAAAAAACUCCCAUACUCUCUCUUCAGGAGAGCGUCAGGCAGCACAUGGAGAAGUACCGCUACUAUGAGAAGGAAUUGUUCUUGGUGCUCAAAGCCAAGGAGGAGGAAGAGAAUGUAGAGUACCAACAUGAGCUGCUAGACGACCAGGAGACCCUGCAGAUGCGACUGCGCCAGUGCAAGGACAAGAUCAACACACUGAAUGAGGAGCUUGCAAUCCGUAUCAGCUGCUUCAAGGAGAGUCAGUUACAGGUUCAGUCCUCCCUGCAGAAGACCCAGACACAGCAGGCGUAUGUGAUCAGACGCAAUGAGGUCUGCUUCAAGUUUGCCCAGUGGCGGCUCACAGAACCGGACGGUCAGGUCGGGAUCUCAGACCUUGCACUCCGUAACUUUGUGUACACGAAGGUUAAUCGUGACAACGACACGUGGAGCCACCAGGUGGAGCUUGGCUGGGUCAAGGUAACCAAUCUGUUGCCCAACUCAAUCUACAAGGACGUGCUGGUGCCCAGGGAGAUACCCACAGGGGUGGAUAACAGGAAGAUGACCUUGAGAGUGCUUUGCACUGAACGACCCCCAGUGGGUGGAAUAGCGGUGAAGGAGCACUUUGAGGUGAACCUUGUGCCUCUGCAGAUCCAGAUGACGUACCACCUGUACAAGAAGAUCAUGGCGUUCUUCUUCCCAGAUAAGGACAUUGACAAGGAGGACCAAGAUGAUGACGUAGAAGGUGCGAGUUCUUCAAAGCCGUUCUCUCGCUCCGAAAAGCGCAGCUCUCAAAGGAGCACAAAGGAAAUCAAGCGCACCCCGUCAUUCACUGCCACAGAUGACAUCGAUAAAAUGAAGGAGCGAGCCGCCAACAACAACACUUUCCUGUACAUCAAAGUGCCCGAAGUGUCCUUGAGGGUGUCUUACAAGGGUGAGAAGGAGAAAAACAUCAUAGACGUGCAUGACUUCAGCCUGGUGCUGCCCACAUUGGAGUACCACAACUGUAUCUGGACCUGGUUUGACCUUCUCAUGACCAUGAAGAACGACAGCAAGCGGGUCCUCAUAUCACAGGCCAUCAAGCAAAAGCUUCACAUGCGUAAUCGGCUGAGCGACGAUCCCCCGCUAACCGACGUACAACAGGAGGAGGACAAGGCCAAGAUGCUGCUGGGUGCAAAGGUUCUGGCACCGCAGGAAAAGCCAGCCAAGAAGACGUUGUUUGGAAAGUCCCAGAAGUAACAAUACAAAAACAUAUAACGACUAUUAAGGAAGCAGCUCAUGUGGCAUUGCAUAAAUACAAACAAUGACAGUGAAUUAACUUUGGACAAUAGUUUAUGUGAGUUUACUAUGGUGUAAAAGUAACAUGAAACUCACAGUGUACAAACUUCGGACAACAGUCUAUGUGAGUGGCCUAAAAGUACCAAAAAAUGACAACAGUUUUACUAUGGCGUAAAAAGAACGGACACAUUAAAUAAACUUCAGAUAAACAUUUGUUGGUUUUCUACAGAUUAAAAAUAACAACUUAAAGUAAUAGUGACUUUCAGGGAACAGUUGUUGUUGGUUUUAUGUGGCAAAGAACUUCUGCUAAGCAUGAAUGAUGUCAUGCAACUUAUAGCAACAAUGUGCCAAAACUACCGGUAUAGUGAUAUGCAAUAUCUCGUUUUGUUGCAGCAAAGUGUGAUGUGUGAUGGAAAAUGGUGCAAUAUUAUGGUUUUUUUACUGUUGUGAAUGUGUUAGUGAACAAACUACUAUGUUAAUAUAUUGUGAAACUGUAUCAUGUGUAUGAUAUUGAACAUUUUUUAGCUCGACUUUUAUAUAUGAAAUAUAUAUAGUGGAGCUAUCCUACUCACCCCACUGCGUCGGCGUUGCUGUUCCCGUGUUCUUUGGCCUUUGCGUGCAAAUGUUAAAGUUUGCGUACUACCCCGAAUAUUUUCAAUGUCCCUUGACAUAUUGCUUUCAUAUUUUGCAUACUUGUUUACCAUCAUGACUCCUACCUUUAAACAAGAGCAGACAACUGUAUCAAGCAUUUUAACAGAAUGAUGGCCCCUUUUAUACUUAGAAUAUGCAUAUUAUUGAUAAAUCUAUGUUAAAGUUUGCGUACUACCCCAAAUAUUUCCUGUGUCCCUUGACAUAUUGCUUUCAUAUUUUGCAUACUUGUUUACCAUCAUGACCCCAACCUACAAACAAGAGCAGACAACUGUAUCAAGCAUUUUGACAGAAUUAUUGCCCCUUUUAUACUUAGAAUAUGCAUAUUAUUGAUAAAUCUAUGUUAAAGUUUGAGUACUACCCCAAAUAUUUCCUGUGUCCCUUGACAUAUUGCUUUCAUAUUUUGCAUACUUGUUAACCAACAUGACCCCAACCUAUAAACAAGAGCAGACAACUCUAUCAAGCAUUUUGACAGAAUUAUUGCCCCUUUUAUACUUAGAUAAUUGAACAUUUUGCUUAAAUUGCCAUAACUUCUUUAUUUAUGAUCAGAUUUUAUUAAUACUUUGACAAAACAACACAUACCUGAAUACCACAAUUGAUUCCAAGCAAACAAAUCUCCACGCCCCUUUUUUUUUUUUGAAAGUUCGUCUAAUACAUGACCACACCCCACAUUAUACCCCCCUCUAAACCCCCCUACCCCCCAAAAAAAAUUCUUUUUUAUUUUUUUCCUUUUUUUAUUUUUGAACAAUCGUCUAAUAAUUAUUGAAUAUGAACAAUUUCCCCAUGAUGGCUUACGUUAAACUGUCAAGCAUUCGAAUAGUCGAGCGCACUGACCUCUGACAGCUCUUGUUUAAAUUAUACCAAAGGCAGAGGGAUAAAGAAUUGGUGUUGUCUCUUUGUCCCUCUGUCACAAAACUGUUUAGGGUUAUAUCUCAGAAACUAUAUAAGAUGUCACCAUGAAACUUCAUAGGUGUAUAGAUAUCAAUUAGGAGAAGUGCCAUGUACAAGAACCAUGACCCUUCACUUCUAUUCUAAUAAGAGUUCUUGCCCUUUGUUUUUUUUAUUUGAUGUAACAUUUCAGGGGUAUAACUCAGAUACCAUGCAAGACUUAAACAUGAAACUCCAUGGGUGUAUUGAUAUGAAUGAGGAGAAGUGCCAUACUUAAUAUAUAUUUUGAUCUUUUCAUCAAGUAUAUGAGACGCUGACAAUUAAGUUCUAAGCAAACGUCUUUGGUUUCAAAUGUAAAAUUGGUCAGUCCUCAACUUUGCAUAUCAAUUCAAAUGUACCUACGCUUUUUUGUUGUUCACAGAGAAUUAUAUAACACAUGUUUAAAUCUUAAUUCUUUGUUAUUGUUUUGUUGCAAAACAGUUGAACAAAGUGUUUACAUUUAUUAAUGUUAAGCGAAGAUGACUCAGGUUUACACUGUACGAUGAUGUUCCUAAUAUGUUUGAUGUUAAUGAACAUGCACACCAUAGUUCACUGAUGUUACAGUGAUGUAUAUACGAUUUAUUUAUUUGUAGAAUUAAAAAGAUUUAAAAUGAAA